Oncorhynchus tshawytscha (Chinook salmon) is the source of this 3338-nucleotide messenger RNA. RefSeq names its product MFS-type transporter SLC18B1. The record is from RefSeq and is a predicted model, not a curated record. Bases 1074 to 2282 code for a protein of 402 amino acids. The transcript is spliced from 15 exons. Gene Ontology annotation, molecular function: transmembrane transporter activity. Gene Ontology annotation, biological process: transmembrane transport. NCBI's taxonomy places the organism in Eukaryota, Metazoa, Chordata, Actinopteri, Salmoniformes, Salmonidae.
UAUUGGACAAAUUCAGCUAGGUCUCUACACGUUACGUUCCUUUUAAGAAACGUUUAUCAACAGAAUAGUUGUAAUAAAUACACACCAGGCCUCCUCCAGACUCGCAUUUUGGCGAAUCCAGUGCUCUUUCUCCAGUCCUUAUUCAAGGGCACGAUAUUUCUGAGUUGUCCGCUGGCGCCGAAGAGUCAUUUAUGAAUUUAACCGGCCAGAUUGUGACACCUUUGGUUUCCCUAACUUUAUGAAGCAGUAUCUAACAUUAUUCAUGUACCAGGCAUUUCAGAUUGAAUAGCAAUCCGGAUUAGUAGGAUAAUCUAUGAAUGACAAUAUGGAUUCUGAUGAAGUUCAACAAACAGAUGGCAGCACAUUAGAAGAAUCAACAAGUAGUCCUAAUCAAAGGAUGACAAGAUAUCAGAUCCUCACAUUGACGUCAAUCGCAUCUGUCAACUUCAGCUCAAUGAUUUGUUACUCUAUACUGGGACCAUUCUUCCCCAAAGAGCUCUCUGCUGGCUGGGCUCCCUGCUUGUGACAUCAAACCCCUGCAAUUUAUCCUGAAUGCUGCAGCCCGCUUGGUGUUCAACCUUCCUAAGUCAUCCCACUCCUCCGCACACUCCACUGGCUUCCAGUCGAAGUUCGUAGCCACUACAAGACUAUGGUGUUUGCCUAUGGAGUAGCAAGAGGAACUACCUUCAGGCUAUGCUCAAAGCCUACACUCCAACCUGAGCUCUCUGUUCUGUCACCUCUGGUCUCUUGGUACUCCCAACCCUACGGAAGGUCAACUCCCACUCAGCCCAGUCAAAACUCUUUUCUGUCCUGGCACCCCAAUGGUGGAAUGAGCUUCCCCCUGAUGCUAGGCCAGCAAGAGUCCCUGCUCAUCUUUUCCGAAAACAUCUGAAAUCUUACCUCUUCAAAGAGUAUCUUAAUACCCACCGUCUGGCUAGAAGCUCAUUGCAGAUUUUGAAAAUCUUUUAUUUUUAUUUUUGUACUGUUUAAAAAAACAAACAUGUAUCCUGCCCUGUGAUGUCACAGAAGUUUUUUUUUUAGGACCUUUAUCUUUUUGACCACAGAUCAUAGAAAUGUGCUGUUUUCACAUAUGUAGACUGGAGGCUGUGCAAAAAGGUGCCAGUCAGACUGUCAUUGGCCUUAUAUUUGGCUGCUAUGCUCUGUGUAAUCUGAUGGGCUCCUUAGUACUGGGUAAAUAUAUUGUUCAGAUCGGGGCAAAGUUCAUGCUAAUUUCAGGCUUAUUUGUGUCAUCAGUGUGCACCAUUCUCUUUGGCUUACUCGACAAAGUUCCUGACGGAGCUACUUUUAUUAUCCUGUGCUUUAUUAUAAGGUCUGUUGACGCUGUUGGCUUCAGUGCUGCAAUGACCUCUUCUUUCGCAGUUUCAACAAAAGUUUUCCCAAACAGUAUAGCAACUGUUCUGGGUAGUCUGGAGAUCUUUACAGGGCUGGGUCUUAUACUGGGACCACCAAUAGGUGGAUGGCUGUAUCAGUCUUUUGGAUACGAAGUUCCUUUCAUGGCUCUGGGAUGCUUCCUAUUUCUCAUGGUCCCCUUCAACAUGUACAUCUUACCAAGCUUUGAUGCUGAUCCUAGCAAGGACUCCUUCUUCAGGCUGUUCACGCGUCUGAAGAUAGUCCUCAUAUGCUUUGCCAUAUUCACCCUGAGUUCUGGACUCGGCUUUCUAGAUGCGGCCUUGUCCAUAUAUGCCAUUGAUACGUUUAACCUGUCUCCAGGCUAUGUGGGUCUUCUCUUGCUUGGUCUGUCGUUGCCUUACUGUCUAGCCUCACCUCUGCUUGGUAUCGUCAGUGACAGGUUUCCUUCCACGAGGCCGUGGUUCAUGGUGCUAGGAGGCUUGUUUACAGCAACUGGCUUCUGGUUCUUAGGUCCUGUCCCCAUUCUGCAGAUAAAGAGUCAGCUGUGGCUGGUGGUUUUCAUGCUUGGUAUCAUAGGAUUCUCUCUUAGCAUGACUGCCAUCCCUACGUUCCCUGAAAUACUCGACUGUGCAUAUGAAAAUGGAUUUGAGGAGGGGCUGAGCACUCUGGGACUGGUGUCUGGAUUGUUUGGAGCAGUGUGGUCCUUUGGGAUGUUUUGUGGUCCAACGCUCGGUGGCUUCAUCACUCAACAGCUGAGCUUUGAGUGGGCUGCUUCUGUUCAAGGAGGCCUGGCCUUUCUAGCCGCUUUUUUUCUUGGUGUAUAUUUUCUCUGUCAAAGAACACGACAAGAAAGGUCUCCUCAAAUCCAGACGAAAAGACCUUCCGAUGAAGCUACCCAUCUUCUGACCUGAACAACGAUCAUCUACCAGGAACAAUUUCUAUUUUCUGCUAUGAGAAACUGGUCAGAUUAAGAUCCUACACCUGUAUAUGUACAUCGGUGCUAAAUGUGGAAUGUAACUUGUAUUAAAAUAUACAACUAAGAGGAUGAUGCCACACAAGUUAUCAUUUGUUGUCAUAGCAUUAGCAAUCAUAACAGAAGCAGUUCAGUUUGCAUUAUUUCAAUACCAUAUAAGACCUGUGUAUAUAAUUACUUGAACUGUCAAGCACCUCAACUAGCUGUGGUCAAGCUUUGGAACUAUUUGAGUUAGUUUGUUAAAAAGCCAUUUUAAAACACCAUGUACUUCGGAACAGGAAUGUUUCACAAAAUAAUGUUUACUUGACGAUAAUCAAAUGGCAUUUAUACAUAUCAGUUGGCCAUGUUAAUUAUGCACCCAUUGAAAUCCAGUACUAUGUAAAUGCCCCUCAUUCUCCAAUCUUCACAGCACCUGACAUGGGUUAUGCCUGAAUAGUUAACCUCCUUUAUGGCUAUGUAGAUUGACCAAUUACCAUAUCAGUGACGGCAAUAAAAAAAAUUAAAGAUUUUCAAAUGGACCAAUCAAGCAAGUAUUUUAUGUCCAUUUAUUAAGUGAUAUAAAAUGCAGUUCAUUCAAGGACACUAAUAUUUGAAUAUAUGUAACUAAUGUAAGCCUAGUACUUUUACAGUCUGAGUUACUUCUCAGUUGUAGUUACAUGCCAACUAUUUCCAAACACCAUUGCUUUCGGAAGAGAAUGUUUCACAAAAUAAUUUUUACUUGACAACUCAAAGGGUGUAUACACACAGUAUCUGUUAUGUAAAUAUGUACCGCUAUUGAAAUGCAGUACUAUGUAAAUGCCUCAUUCUCCAAUCUCUACGACAUGGAUGAUGUCUGAACAGUGGGGUCAGAACUCCAUGUAUGGAGUGAUUUCAGUGCCAACAAAUUGUAUUUGAUAAUUUUGUAUUCUAUAAUUUUGUAUUUGAUCAUUUUGAAUUCAAUAUUUUUUUUAUUUGUAAUGCACAAAUGUAAUCAUUCAUAAAGGUCCCGAUUUCA